Messenger RNA from Umbelopsis ramanniana AG, 965 nucleotides. RefSeq lists its product as uncharacterized. The transcript has 4 exons. Lineage: Eukaryota; Fungi; Mucoromycota; Umbelopsidomycetes; Umbelopsidales; Umbelopsidaceae. The record is from RefSeq and is a predicted model, not a curated record. Gene Ontology annotation, molecular function: oxidoreductase activity. The coding region runs from base 107 to 940 and encodes 277 amino acids.
AGGACGAAAAAUAUUACGGGGAGUCGGCUCACCAAAAAAAAAGGCUCGCCCCAUUUUUUGUUCAAAUUCACGGAAAAGUUCCAGUUCAUUCGCAUCUCUUUCACUAAUGGACUCCAUUCAAUCAUUGCUCCCCUACAUCAUCUCCGGUGCUGCAGUUGCUGCCGCUGCUUACUUCCUUGUCAACAAGAAGCAACCUGCAUUGGAUCCCAAGGUCUACAAGAAGUUUAAGCUCAUUGAGAAGAUUAUCAUCUCCCACAACACUGCCUUGUAUCGCUUCGGUUUGCCUAACAAGGAUGAUGUCCUUGGACUGCCCAUUGGACAGCAUAUCUCCAUCAUGGCAGAGAUCAAUGGUAAGCAGAUCUCACGCAGCUACACCCCUACUAGCUUGGAUGAGGAUAAGGGUCAUUUUGAUUUGCUGAUCAAGUCUUACCCUACUGGAAACAUUUCCAAGUAUGUCGGCGAGCUUAAGGUUGGCGAUAGCAUUUCUGUUAGAGGACCUAAGGGAACUUUCAACUACACCCCCAACCUUGUUAGAGAAUUUGGCAUGAUUGCUGGCGGAACUGGUAUUACCCCCAUGCUCCAAAUCAUUCGAGCUGUUCUUCGCAACCCCAAUGACACUACCAAGAUCAACUUGAUCUUUGCCAACGUGAACGACGAAGAUAUUUUGCUCAAGAAGGAAAUUGAUGAGCUUGCCAGAAAGCACAGCAACUUCAAUGUUCACUAUGUUUUGAACAAUGCUCCCGCCAACUGGACUGGUGGUGUCGGCUUUGUCACUCCUGACAUGAUCAAGCAAUACUGCCCUGCUCCUGCCAAGGAUAUCAAGAUUUUGUUGUGUGGCCCUCCUCCCAUGAUCAGCGCCAUGACCAAGGCCACCACUGAACUCGGUUAUGACAAGCCCCGAGCAGUCAGCAAAUUGGAAGAUCAAGUUUUCAAGUUUUAGAUCCAUAUUACCCUCUUGUCGCGAA